AUGGACACUCAUCAAGACAUUGGCAAAGACUUUCACCCUGGAGCUGACUUCCAUCCUGGUCAGUCUAUUAAUCACCAGUCGUCUACCCAGCCCAUCAAUGCUGAAUACCCUCACGGCGACUCCGCAGAGGAUGUCCUGCGCCAGAUCAAUACCAAUGCCACCGGAAGCGUGACAAUCUCUUCCGAACUCUUCGAAAGAUUGUAUCUCCAGCCCAAGGUCGCGGACCCAGCUGGCUUGAAGCAUCCGUUGCAGAAGUUGUUUGGGAAUCCCACGGGACUUGCAAUCAUCGGCUUCGAGAUGAGUCUGAUGCCGAUUUCCAUGCAGUUGAUGGGAUGGCGUGGUGCUGGAGGAUCCAGGGCGACCAACAAUGCGAACGUCAUCUUCUUCGGUGGAGUGCUCAUGUGGGUUGGUGGACUUUUAGAGUUCGUUUUGGGCAACACAUUUCCCUUUCUAGUGUUCACCUCGUUCGGAAGCUUUUACGCAGGUUAUGGCGGGACCAUGAUGCCCGAAUUCGCCACAUAUGCCCCCUUCUCGGAUGAUCCUCUCAACGACCCCCUGGCAGGCAUUGCCAGCGCCGAAUGGAACGCGAAUUACGGGUUGUGGUGGGUCGCAUUCACCAUCCUGAUGUUCUUCUACUGGCUCUGCUCGCUCCGCACGAACGUGGUCUACGCCCUGAUGUUCACAACAAUCUUCCCAGGGGUAGCAUGCGUCGCAGCAGUGUUCAUCUAUGCGGCGGAUGCGAAUGCUCAGAAAGCGCAUGACUGUCAGGUGGCUGCUGGUGCACUCCUAUUCUGUGCUUGUGUCUUCGGGUGGUACCUGUUUGCCGCACUGAUCCUACCUACCGUCGACUUCCCGCUUUACAUUCCGCUUGGUGAUCUUACGCAUGUGGUCCCUAGCUUGACACAAAGGAAUUCCGGUGGCGGCAGGAGGUUGAGAAAGCCAAGGUCUGGAAGUGAAAAGAUUCAAGAGGAUGGUGGCCAGGUGUGA
Ramularia collo-cygni is the source of this 987-nucleotide messenger RNA. RefSeq names its product related to Y.lipolytica GPR1 protein and Fun34p. The coding region runs from base 1 to 987 and encodes 328 amino acids. NCBI's taxonomy places the organism in Eukaryota, Fungi, Ascomycota, Dothideomycetes, Mycosphaerellales, Mycosphaerellaceae. The transcript has 7 exons. The record is from RefSeq and is a predicted model, not a curated record. Gene Ontology annotation, molecular function: acetate transmembrane transporter activity. Gene Ontology annotation, cellular component: plasma membrane.